Serendipita indica DSM 11827 is the source of this 345-nucleotide messenger RNA. NCBI's taxonomy places the organism in Eukaryota, Fungi, Basidiomycota, Agaricomycetes, Sebacinales, Serendipitaceae. The record is from the annotation of a GenBank genome assembly.
AUGUCCGACAGCGAAGAUUAUGAAUCGCCUCCAACUCAAGCAUCUUCAAAGAAGCGCAAGCUAUCUGCCAAGGCAACUACAUCUACAAAGGCUAAGCGUGCAAAGAAGGACCCGUUCGCCGACGCCAAAGAAACCAUACGCACCGUUCUCGCAGCCCCAGAUUCCUUCUCACUUCCUGAUGAUAAUGGUGAGAUGCGUCGUCUCGUCGUCAGCAUCGCCGAAUACACUCAAAGCCUCGAAGGCAUCACCGCUGCGGCGAACGCGGGCAGACCUGGUCUUGAGCACAAAACUGUAGAAGAUAUCAAAAAAAGAGGCUUCGCGCAGUGCGAAGACAAUCAAGGCUAG